AUGUUUCAACUUGCAAAAUAUAACUUAAGAUCAUUUCGUUUGUCAAAUAUUACUACGACAUAUGUGCGUUUUUCAACAUCGAAUUAUAAUUCUUUAUCAGAAUCUGAAUUAAAAUCAAUUCCUAUUCAAGGUGUUAUUAAACAGCCAGUUAAUUCUUCUAUCUUUCAACCUUAUGAUGUCGUUGUUGUUGGUGGCGGUCAUGCCGGUUGUGAAGCUGCACAUGCUGCUGCACGAAUGGGUGUUCGGACACUUCUAAUAACUCAUAAAUUAGAAACAAUUGGUGAGAUGUCUUGUAAUCCAUCGUUUGGUGGUAUUGGUAAAGGACAUUUAAUGCGUGAAAUUGAUGCUCUUGAUGGAUUAUGUGCUCGUCUUUGUGAUAAAACAGGUGUUCAUUAUAAAGUUCUUAAUCGAAGUAAAGGUCGAGCUGUAUGGGGAUAUCGAGCACAAAUUGAUCGGAAAUUAUAUAAACAAGCUAUGCAAAAUGAAAUACUUAAUACACAAAAUUUACAUGUUAUGGCUGCAGCUGUACGUGAUAUUGUUAUUGAUAAAGAACAAUCACGUAUAACUGGUAUCACACUUGAUAAUCAUUGUUUAAUUCCUACUCAAUCCGUCAUUAUAACAACUGGAACAUUUUUACGUGGAUGUAUUAAUCUUGGUAUGGAUGAACAAAAACCAGCUGGAAGAAUUAAUGAUCAACCAGCCAUUGAUUUAGCUAAAUCAAUCGAAGAACUUGGAUUUAAAAUGGGUCGAUUAAAAACCGGUACACCAGCUCGAUUAGAAACAAAAACAAUAGAUUUUAGUAAAACUAUAACACAUAAAGGUGAUAAUCCACCAUUACCAUUUUCAUUUCUAAAUAAACAUGUUUGGAUAAAACCUGAUGAACAAUUAAAUUGUCAUUUAACAAUGACAACAUCUCAAUUAGCUGAUAUUGUUCGUAAAAAUGCUCAUUUAAGUCGACAUGUUACACAAGAUACUCAAGGUCCACGUUAUUGUCCAUCAAUUGAAUCAAAAAUUCUUCGUUUUAAAAAUCAAACACAUCCAGUUUGGCUUGAACCUGAAGGUUUUGAUUCUGAUUUAACUUAUCCACAAGGUUUAAGUUGUACAUUACCUAUUGAUAUUCAAUUACGUAUGCUUCGUACAAUACCAUCUCUUGAAAAUGUGAAUAUGGUUCGACCAGGUUAUGGAGUUGAAUAUGAUUAUAUUGAUCCAAGAGAAGUUAAACCAAGUUUAGAAACAAAACGUGUUACGAAUCUUUUCUUUGCUGGACAAAUUAAUGGAACAACUGGAUAUGAAGAAGCUGCAGCACAAGGAAUCAUUGCUGGAAUUAAUAGUGCAUGUAAAGUAUUGAAUAAACCAAUGUUUACAAUUAGUCGAGGUGAAGGAUAUAUUGGUGUUAUGAUUGAUGAUUUAACAUUGCAUGGUACAAGUGAACCAUAUAGAAUGUUUACAGCACGAAGUGAAUAUCGUUUAUCUCUUCGUGCAGAUAAUGCUGAUCUUCGUUUGACACAAUCUGGAUAUGAUAUUGGUUGUGUAAGUGAGCAACGUUAUAAUCAAUUUCAAUCGUUUAAAAAAAAUUAUGAUCAAGCAAAAGAAUGUUUACAAAAUCUUAAAAAACCAAUACAUGUUUGGCGCCAUUUAUUAACUUCACCACCAGAAUUAAAUCCAAGUCGAGAUGAAACAAUUAAAUCACUUUAUUCACUUGUUCAUCAAGCACCUUACAUGAUGGAUAAUGAAAAAUGGCUUGCUCUCGUACCUGAUGAUCAAAAUGUACGUUCAAUGCUUUUAUCUGAUAAUGAAUUAUGUGAACGUUUAUGUCUUGAUGCUGUUUAUGAACAUUUAACAAAAAGACAAAAAAAUGAGAUUGAUGAAGUUAAACGAGAUGAAUCAUUUAUUAUUCCAGAUUCAUUUGAUUAUCAAAUAUUACAAAUAUCAAAUGAAGCGAAACAAAGAUUAGAAGAAGUACGACCAACAACAUUAGGUUCAGCUAGUCGAAUACCAGGUAUUACACCAGCAACAAUAUUUAGUUUAUUAAGAGCAUUAAAACGACAAUCACAAACAUCUAUUUUUAAUGUUUAG
Adineta steineri is the source of this 2076-nucleotide messenger RNA. The record is from the annotation of a GenBank genome assembly. NCBI's taxonomy places the organism in Eukaryota, Metazoa, Rotifera, Eurotatoria, Adinetida, Adinetidae.